GUGGAAUCUGAUUGGCUGAGGCGGGGAGGAAGUGUGGCCGCAGAGAUAGGAAAAGCGAACGCAUGGAGAGGCGGGACCGAGGCCAGAGCCAAGUCCCCCUCUGAUUGGUCAACCGAGGAAACACAACGUCGCGUGCCGUCUGAGACAAACCGUGGUUUCAUUGGGUGGGCCCCGCAAUGAUUGACAGGGCAACCAGCCAAUAGCAGGGUGGCGCCGGUUUGCCGCGCGUAGUUUGGGUGGGCGACGGUUAGUUAGUUAGUCAGCCAGUGGCUGACUCGCCUCAGUGGGGUCUCUGCCUGCAGUUUGGGGCUUUGAGAGGAAGACAUGGCCGGAGGAGGCGGCGGCUCCUUUUACGCCGGGCCAGGGACGCACUCCGGCGCAGACUCGCCGCCACUUUUCAGCCUGAGGCGAAGGUCGAAGCACCAGGAAGUGGUGGUGCUUGAAAAGGUGUUGGGGAUAACCACUCAGACCAGCAGUGGCUUGGCCUGCGACCCAAACACAGGACAGAUUGCGUAUCCGACAGGAUGCGUGGUUGUGGUUUUCAAUCCCAGGAAGAAUAAACAGAGGCAUAUCUUUAAUACGUCCAGGAAAAACGUGAGCGCUUUGUCUUUCUCUCCCGAUGGGAAAUAUAUUGUCACUGGCGAGAACGGACAUCGCCCGGCAGUCCGAGUCUGGGAUGUUGAAGAGAGGACGCAAGUGUCGGAGCUCUACGGACAUAAACAUGGGGUGGCCUGCGUGGCGUUUUCUCCCAACAUGAAGUACCUUGUCUCUGUGGGAUAUCCUCAUGACAUGAUUGUUAAUGUGUGGGACUGGAAGAAGGAUGGACUAAUUGCCUCCAACAAAGUAUCUUGCAAGGUUAUCGCCGUCUCCUUUUCAGAGGACAGCUACUUUGUUACUGUCGGCCACCGCCACGUUAAAUUCUGGUUCCUGGAUGUGUCCAAGGAAAUUAAGAUUAAGGAGACUGUCCCACUGGUUGGUCGCUCUGGCCUUCUUGGGGAACUUCACAACAACAUCUUCUGUGGCGUUGCGUGUGGGCGAGGGCAAAUGUCUGGCAGCACCUUCUCCGUUUCUUAUUCUGGGAUCCUCUGCCAGUUUAAUGAGAAGCGUGUGCUGGAAAAAUGGAUUUAUCUGAGGGUAUCUCUAGCCUACUGUAUCUGCGUUAGUGAAGAAUUUAUUUUCUGUGGUUGUGCCAAUGGAACUGUGCGCAUCUUCCACACUCAUAACCUGCAUUACCUCUCAGACUUGCCAAAGCCUCACCCUCUGGGUGUCGAUGUCGCUGGAGAAGAAAUAUUAAGAAGACCAGAUGCCACUUACCCAGACACUAUUGCCUUGGCUUAUGAUCCCUGCCAUCACUGGCUCUCCUGCGUAUACAAGGAUCACAGUGUGUACAUCUGGGAUGUGACGGACAUCUGCAAAGUUGGGAAAGUGUGGUCUGACCUCUUCCAUAGCUCUUUUGUGUGGAAUGUCGAGGUUUAUCCUGAGUUUGAAGACAAUCAAAGCUGCCUACCCCCAGGAUCCUUUUUAACAUGUUCAUCGGAUAAUACUAUACGUUUCUGGAACUUGGGAAAUGACCCACAAGCUCAUUUUUCAAAUAAUGUCUACAGUAAUAACUUACUGAAGGUUGUAUAUGUGGAGAAGAACACCCAUCAUUUACAGGAUUCAACAAAUGUUCCUGAUCGAGGUGAAAAUACCAGCUGCCCUGAUGUGAAAUCUGGUGUCCGUGUGAUGCAAGUGAGCCCUGAUGGCCAGCAUUUGGCCUCUGGUGACAGAGCUGGGAAUUUGAGGAUACACGAGCUAAAAUAUAUGGACGAAGUGAUGAAAGUCGAAGCCCACGAUUCAGAAGUUCUCUGCUUGGAAUAUUCUAAACAAGAAACUGGGAUGGCUCUGCUGGCCUCAGCAAGCCGAGACAGACUGAUCCACGUGUUAAAUGUGGAGAAAAAUUACAAACUAGAGCAGACAUUGGAUGACCAUUCCUCAGCCAUAACUGCUGUGAAGUUCACUGGAAAUGGAGACGUUCAGAUGAUUAGCUGUGGAGCCGACAAAAGCAUCUAUUUUCGCAGCGCUCAAAAGAUUCCAGAUGGAAUUAAUUUCAUCCGAACCCACCAUGUUGCUGAGAAAACAACCUUGUACGACAUGGAUGUUGAUAUAACUCAGAAAUACGUUGCUGUGGCCUGUCAGGACAGAAAUGUCAGGGUUUACAAUACGGCCAGCGGGAAGCAGAAGUGGUGCUACAAAGGCUCCCAAGGUGAUGAUGGAUCCUUACUGAAGGUCCAGUUGGAUCCUUCUGGAACAUUCCUGGCUACCAGUUGCUCUGACAAGAGCAUAUCCAUCAUUGAUUUCCGCUCUGGAGAAUGUGUCGCCAAAAUGUUUGGCCAUUCAGACGUUGUGACAGGAAUGAAAUUUACCUUUGACUGCAAACACCUGAUCACCGUUUCAGGAGACAGUUGCAUCUUUAUAUGGCAUCUUAGCCCUGAAAUUACCACCUGCAUGAGGCAACACUUGAUGGAACUAGAUCAAGCCCAUGAGCAGAGGAGAGCCAAGAACCUCCCUUGGUCACAUCAGCUCAGGCAGGAAACCUACAUUGCUGUGCCCAGCAGAAGGGACCCCUGUGCUACCCAAGGCCUGACAAACUAUGAAACAGAGGAGGAGGAGGAAAGGGAAGAGGAGGAAACGUCUCUUCAGACUCCCACUAAAUAUGACCUUGAUACAGCUCCCACAUGCAUCCUGACCAAUGGCAAGCUGCCCAUGUGGGCCAAGAGACUCCUUGGGGAGGCAGAUAAUUCGGAGAGCAGUUCCUAUAACACCAGGGUGAGUUACCAGCCACAAGGGCGAUGGGCUGAGCGUGCCAACAAGGAGCCGAUUAAAAUCAUACAGGCCCCGGACCUCAACUAUUUCACCCCAAUUAAAAAUGACAGCAUGGACGACAUCGAGCUGGAGCCGCAGAAUUUGGAUCGGCUGCUCUUGGAGAGCGAGAACUCCCCAGGCAAUGUAACUGAAGAAUUCAAGCAGGCAGAGCUGUUCUCUGAAGAUGAAGUAACUGAAGAGCUGGAAACCAGUGGGCAUGGCCUACAUGGCACACAGAUUGGCACCCACCCAUCUGACAGAGAGAGGGAAUAUGUGAAGGAGUUACCUCUUCAUCCCAUUUACCAAAAGGAUGGUGCUGGCACAAAGGAGAAGCCCCUAGAUAAAAUCUGCUCUGUGACUCCCUUGGGCUCUGAGGCAUCAUCUUAUGGCCACCAGCAGGAAGACCAAGAAUCUGUGGCCUCGGAGGUGGAAACAAUUGGCCCGGCCAAACACUUCCAGCAAAGCAGCUCUUUGCCCCAAACCCCAGAGCAGGAGAAGUACCUGAAACAUCAUUUUGAGACGCUGGCUGAUGCCCACACAGAAGAAAAGUUUGACGGUUGCCUAAAGGAUCUGACGCCACCUGAAGACAAGGAUGAAGAGGAGGACACCUUGUUCCUGAACCCUCGCCUGAGCAUCUCUGCCAGAUUUCACUCACGCUGCCAAACAAAUAACCGGUUUACCACCUCCUUUCUGCCAUGGGGCCAACAGCAUGCUGAAAUGGCAACUGUAGAGCUGAUUAAGGAGGAGAGUCCACUAUCCAGUGAGUUGAAGAAACUGGAGAAACCUUCCGUGGAAGUUUGCUCCGGGCUGAAGGAAAAGUUGGAUGCUAAAGUAUACAGCACUUCUGAAGCCCAGGUUCUAGUCAAGAACUUUGAAAGGAGCUUGCAUCCUUUGUGCACCAAAUUUCAAGAGACUUUGCAGCUUUACGAUGAGGUGACUGCCUGCAGUGGCUCAACUGCGGAGGAUCUCCUCCAUAUCAAGAACUCACUCUUUAGUACUUUCUGUUGGAUGAAAAAUGAGCUGGAUUCACGCGCGAUCAGGAGCCACAUGGAUGCGGCCACAGCCACAGACGGUUCGUCCUCUUGGCCGAAGCACCUCCAGGACAGCGAAACCCGCUCUCUUCUGAAACAUUACUCUGACUCUCUGCUGAGUAUAGUCCAGAGAAAGCUGGAUGAAAUUCACAAGACGGAUGUGGCUUGAAGUGUCCCAACUAUUUCUCCUUUCGCUGCACUGAUGAGCGUAAGCUAAUGCAGGACAAUCAUUGCUUUGUAACUCCUGAGGAGUUGGCUGUUCUUUGAGAGAACUGGUUUGAAUUUUAAUUACAGCCUUUCCCCACACUUUUAGGCAAUUCACACACAUACUGACAAGUUUGUUCUUUUUUAGCUUUCUGGCAGCCUCUUGCAAGCAGUAUUCUUUAUAAGAAUGCAUGAAGAAAGAGGCGUCAAACAGCCUUGCAUGUUCUGGGAUUUUCCUAGUGUUUUCUAUGUGUGCGUUGGGACACUGUUUUCUGACGGUUG
Sceloporus undulatus (fence lizard) is the source of this 4361-nucleotide messenger RNA. It is a transcript of the gene WDR62, whose product is annotated as WD repeat domain 62. The transcript is spliced from 30 exons. Bases 325 to 4044 code for a protein of 1239 amino acids. Gene Ontology annotation, cellular component: mitotic spindle. The record is from RefSeq and is a predicted model, not a curated record. NCBI's taxonomy places the organism in Eukaryota, Metazoa, Chordata, Lepidosauria, Squamata, Phrynosomatidae. Gene Ontology annotation, molecular function: protein binding. Gene Ontology annotation, biological process: regulation of mitotic cell cycle; mitotic spindle organization; neurogenesis.